CCCGCGCCCCCACUCCCUACUUGCAUCUCCACGCUCGUCUUCUUCCACCGCCUUCCUUCACCUCCUCGCAUUAUAUAGAGGCCUCGCAUUCAAUCCCCGCCCUUACUCCUCCAUUUCUAGUAGAGACCAACAACGAAAGAGGGCGGGGAGGAGGAGAGCACCAAAGAAUAGCUCUCAUGGCGGUUAACAUAACCUCCAUUAAGACCUCCUCCAAUGGGAUCUGGCAAGGCGACAACCCCCUCCACUUCGCUUUCCCCCUUCUCAUCGUCCAAACUACCCUCGUUCUCAUCUUAAGCCGCUCCCUCGCCGUCAUCCUCAAACCCCUCCGCCAGCCCAAAGUCAUCGCCGAGAUUAUCGGAGGAAUUAUAUUGGGCCCUUCGGCCCUGGGCCGGAACAAGACGUACCUCCACCGGAUCUUUCCGUCAUGGAGCACGCCGAUCCUCGAGACGGUGGCGAGCAUCGGGCUCCUCUUCUUUCUGUUCCUCGUCGGCCUCGAGCUCGACCUCCGGUCCAUCCGGCAGAGCGGCCGGCGGGCGUUCUCCAUCGCGGCGGCGGGGAUCACCCUCCCGUUCGUCUGCGGCGUCGGCGUGGCCUUCGUCCUCCGCAGCAGCCUCCCCGGCGCCGACUCCGCCGGCUAUGGUCCCUUCCUCGUCUUCAUGGGCGUGUCUCUCUCCAUCACUGCCUUCCCCGUGCUCGCUCGCAUCCUCGCGGAGCUCAAGCUCUUGACGACCCAGCUCGGCGAGAUCGCCAUGGCCGCCGCCGCCUUCAACGACGUCGCCGCCUGGGUCCUCCUCGCCCUCGCCGUCGCUCUCUCCGGAGGCGAGGCCGGUGGCCACAAGAGCCCCCUCGUCUCCCUCUGGGUCCUCUUGUGCGGCGUCGCCUUCGUCGUCGUGCAGAUGGUGGCGGUGAGGCCGGCGAUGGCGUGGGUGGCCAGAAGAGCCGAUGGAGAGGGCGGCGAGAGCGAGGUCUGGACCUGUCUGACCCUGGCCGGCGUCCUCGUAUCGGGCUUCUUUACGGACUUCAUCGGAAUCCACUCGAUCUUCGGGGCGUUCGUUUUCGGUCUGACGGUGCCGAAGGAGGGGGAGUUCGCCGGAAGGCUUAUAGAGAGGAUCGAGGACUUCGUUUCCGGGCUUUUGCUGCCGCUCUACUUCGCGUCGAGCGGGUUGAAGACGAACGUGGCAACGAUCAAAGGAGGGAAGGCGUGGGGGCUGCUGCUGCUGGUGAUCAGCACUGCGUGCGCCGGGAAGAUACUGGGGACGUUCUUGGUGGCGGUGGCGUGCGGCAUGGCCGCGAGGGAGUCGGUGGCGCUCGGCGUGCUCAUGAACACCAAGGGUCUCGUCGAGCUCAUCGUUCUCAACAUCGGCAAGGAGAGGAAGGUACUCAACGAUGAAACAUUUGCCAUUUUGGUGUUAAUGGCGCUCUUCACCACCUUCAUCACCACCCCAAGCGUCAUGGCCAUCUACAAGCCCGCCCGCACCGGCCACAAUUCCUAUAACCGCCGUAAACUCCAGGCCUCCUCAUCCCCUCAAUCCGCCGACCCCGGGGAGCUCCGCAUCCUCGCCUGCGUCCACGGCCACCGCGAUGCCCCCUCCAUCAUCAACCUCAUUGAGACCAUCCGUGGGGGCACCAGGAAGUCUCCCCUCAAGCUCUACAUCCUCCACCUCGUGGAGCUCACCGAGCGUUCCUCCUCCAUCAUCAUGGUUCGCCAAGCUCGCCGCAACGGCCUCCCCUUCCGCAACCCCCUUCGCCGCGAGUCUCACGACCAGGUCUGUGUCGCCUUUGAAGCCUACGGGCAGCUCGGCCGCGUCCGGGUCCGCCCCAUGACCGCCAUUUCCGCCAUGCCGACGAUCCACGAAGACGUCUGCAACGUGGCCGACGACAAGCGCGUCUCCCUCCUCGUCGUCCCCUUCCACAAACACCGGGCUGCCGGCGGUGACGACAGCGGCCACAUGGAGAACGUGGGGCCCGGCUGGCGGGCGGUGAACCAGAGGGUCAUGAAGGAGGCUCCGUGCUCCGUGGCCGUCCUCGUGGACCGAGGCUUCGGCGGGGGCGGGCAGGUGGGCCCGGCCGAGGUGGCGCAUGGCGUGUGCGUGCUGUUCUUCGGAGGUCCCGACGACCGGGAGGCGCUCGAGCUGGCCAGCAGGAUGGCGGAGCACCCCGGCGUGAGGGUCACCGCAGUGAGGUUCGUCGACGUUAAGAAGGACAAGGAGGUUCGACCCAACAUCAUGCUGCGCCCUUCUCCGAUGAAGAGCGCCGACCACAGCUAUACUUUCUCCACCGCCGUCAUGGACCGCGAGCUGGAAAAGGAGCUGGACGAGACGGCGGUGGCGGAGUUUCGGAGGAGGACGGAGGGGACGGCGACAUACGAGGAGAGGCCAGCGGGGAAUGUUCUGGAGGCGGUACUGGGGAUCGGGAGGAGUGAGGCGUACGAGCUGAUAGUGGUGGGGAAGGGGCGGUUCCCGUCGUCGAUGGUGGCGGAGCUGGCCGGGCGGCAGGCGGAGCACCCGGAGCUGGGGCCCGUCGGGGACGCGCUGGCGUCGUCCAGCCACGGGGUCGUGUCGUCCGUGCUGGUGAUCCAGCAGCACGACGUGGUCCACUCGGAGGAGACCCCCGUCUCUAUGGUCCUUGACGGCGGCCGGGAUGCCACCGUCGUUGAUGUGGACGGCGGCAGCGCCCGGAAAACCUCGUAAAGCUAGAGUUGGAUGAUCCGUAUGGGUCCAAGAGGUACCGUUAUUAUACAGUACCGGCCAUCAAACAUAUAUUGUUACUUCCUUGUUGCCUGUAAUUUUACCACCCAAUGAUUUGAUGGUCCAUUUGAACAUGCGCUCGUUAAGAGCAAUAUCCCGGUUCAAAA
Molecule: messenger RNA, 2854 nt
Organism: Phoenix dactylifera (date palm)
Lineage: Eukaryota; Viridiplantae; Streptophyta; Magnoliopsida; Arecales; Arecaceae
Gene: CHX20
Product: cation/H+ exchanger 20
Biological process (GO): regulation of pH; proton transmembrane transport
Cellular component (GO): endomembrane system; membrane
Molecular function (GO): antiporter activity
Source: RefSeq, a predicted model, not a curated record